UGCAAUAAUUUCAUUAAUCUACAAGACAGGGUGUAAAAAUAGUCAUACCAUGCUAAUUGUUGGGUUUGUAUUGCUCUGGUGCCCAAUAAUAUUUGUCUUUCUUUAUCUCAUCUUUAAUUAUAUGAUACGGGGUAAGAACUCCGUAUGUAUUGUUGUUCUUGGAGACAUUGGAAGAAGUCCACGUAUGCAGUAUCAUGCAUCGUCCUUUGCGGCUGAGGGGUUCUCCGUGGAUAUUGUUGGCUAUGGAGGAUCAACACCACAUUCUAUCAUAAAGAAUUCAAAGAGAAUUACACUUUAUGAACUUGUGGAAGUGCCAGGAUUUUUAAAGACUCUACCCUGUUUGUUUGGUUAUGUUAUUAAAGUUUUGUUCCAAAGCUGUACGCUUGGCAUAAAGCUGUUACUCUUGCCAAAGUCUGGAUUUAUCUUUUUACAGAAUCCCCCUUCCAUUCCUACAAUAGCAGUGUGCUGGGUAGUUUGUUUAUUGAGAGGGAGUAAACUGCUUGUUGAUUGGCAUAACUAUGGUUAUACCAUCCUUGGCCUUUCUUUGGGAAAUGACCAUUCAUUGGUCAGAUUCUCCAAAUGGUAUGAACAUGCAUUUGGGAGGAUGUCAGAUGUAAAUAUUUGUGUAACAAAAGCAAUGAAGAAGGAUUUAAAAGAAAAUUGGAAUAUCAGAGCUGAAACCUUGUAUGACAGACCAGCAGACAUGUUUCAACAAACUUCACUACCAGAAGCUCACAAGCUGUUUACAAAACUUGCACAGCAGUAUGAAGUUUUUACCAACAAUGAUCUACCAAACAGCACAGCAUUUACAACACAAUCAAAGGGUGGGAGAACUGAAUGGUUGACUGACAGACCAGCUCUGAUAAUGAGCAGCACAAGCUGGACAGCGGAUGAAGAUUUUGGAAUCCUUUUAUCAGCUUUGUCAGAGUAUGAUGAAGCCUCGAAAAAAGAAAAUUCCCUUCCACAGUUAAUAUGUGUGAUAACAGGAAAAGGACCACAGAAAGAAUUUUACAGAAACAAAAUAGCAAAACACAAAUGGAGUAGAGUUAAGUUUUGUUUACCUUGGUUAGAGGCAGAAGACUAUCCUAAACUUUUAGGGGCUGCAGACCUAGGAAUAUGUCUUCAUGCCUCUUCCAGUGGCCUUGACCUUCCUAUGAAAGUUGUGGAUAUGUUCGGAUGUGGUCUUCCAGUCUGUGCUCUCAAGUUCAAUUGCAUAUCAGAACUGGUAGAACAUGGACAGAAUGGCUUGAUUUUUGAAGACUCUCAAGAACUUUGUCAGCAGCUAAAGACUUUAAUGGUUGAUUAUAAAGGAAGAAAAAAACAGUUAUCACAGAUGAGAAAUAAUUUACAAAGCUUUCAGAAGAUAAGAUGGCAUGAAUCAUGGAAAAGCAUUGUAUUACCAUUACUGGAAGAUAAAAUAAAAUCUCAUUGACUGUC
Messenger RNA from Saccostrea echinata, 1437 nucleotides. RefSeq names its product chitobiosyldiphosphodolichol beta-mannosyltransferase-like. Gene Ontology annotation, cellular component: endoplasmic reticulum. The transcript is spliced from 13 exons. NCBI's taxonomy places the organism in Eukaryota, Metazoa, Mollusca, Bivalvia, Ostreida, Ostreidae. The record is from RefSeq and is a predicted model, not a curated record. Gene Ontology annotation, molecular function: mannosyltransferase activity. The coding region runs from base 50 to 1432 and encodes 460 amino acids.